This is a messenger RNA of Malaya genurostris, 2456 nucleotides long. RefSeq lists its product as uncharacterized. The record is from RefSeq and is a predicted model, not a curated record. Gene Ontology annotation, cellular component: plasma membrane. NCBI's taxonomy places the organism in Eukaryota, Metazoa, Arthropoda, Insecta, Diptera, Culicidae. The transcript is spliced from 6 exons. The coding region runs from base 463 to 2100 and encodes 545 amino acids.
UUCUCAGUAGAAUUGCAGUGCUCGGUCAGGAAACAUCUUUGUUCGAACCCGCUAGGCACUGCGUGAACUACCGAAAAGAUUAUUUUUACUUCUUUAAGCAGAAAAUCAAGCGAUAGGAUUCAAGUCAAGUGUCAUUCAAGAGUUGUGUAAUUUAAGAAGUUUUUCUUCUUCGGUUGAUUUUCCGAAAAUCCGUCCACUUGCGCACCAACUGUUCAUCCAGCAUAUGCCCGAAAGGCGAAGAGAGUGGAUGAGAGUGUGGGAUCGUGUUACAAAUAGAACUUUAUGCGAUUUAUUUUUUAACUGAAAACUUGAUGUGUUUAUUCAUUUGAGUCUCGGUGAAGAGCUAGUUGUAUCCCGCAACGGCAUUAGUCUGCAUUGGUCCUGCUUAGGGACCGCACGUGUUCUCCUGUUAGUGCCUCGGAGUGAAACGGAUUAGCAAGCUAAAAUUAACUACACUCAAGCAUGGCCCUGAGGAUUACCAUAUUCCUUUUAGCGACGUUGAGUGUGCUGUCAUCCCAAGUGUUCGCCCAGCAGAGGAUUGAUGUGACGAAUCAAGAAAUCCGCGAUGCCAUUCUAUCGUUGGUUCACUCGUACAACUUGCUGGACAAUAAGCUGGAAAGGCACGAGCAGCGAGAGCGGUCCCUCGGUGAGCAGGUCAAAAAGGGCCUGAUCACGUUGCAAAAGAACCAACGGAUAUUUGAACCACUCAAGGGCACCAUUACUCGGUUGGAGGAACGCGUCAGCAGCAUUGAAACGGCACUACUUAGUCAAGAUGAAAAAAACACAUUACAGCAGAUGAAGCUAGGCGAAACACUCGAGGGCGUUUUGCGUUGGUUGACGGACAAUGCACCGGCACUUGAGGCGAGAGUCAUCACAGAAUCCAGACCGUACGAGGAUGGUGAAGGCUUCGGAGGGAAGAUGGAUGAGAUAACCGAAAGUAUUAGAGAGUUAAGACGAGAAGUAGCGGAACUGAAAUCGGAUAGAGACUCACUGGAGCAAACAAAUCGUAACCUGAUUCAGCAGGCAGAAAAAAUAGCCAAUGGUAAGCAGGGUUCUUCAUCGGAUGAAAUCAUCGGCAAAAUCGAGGAGAGGCUAUCCUCGUACUACAACAAUCCAGUCGUAAUCUCCCAUUCGAACGUCGACUUCGAGGAGAAGGUCAUCAAAAAGUUAGACACGAUCGAUGCUGCCGUGAAGGAAAGUCAUUCACCGGCAUCAGUCGCUGUAUCCGCUCCUGGUUCAUCCAUAGAUAAGGACUUUGUACAUGGAUUGAUUAAUGAAACACUGGAGGCUAUCGAGGACAUGCGGCUGGAGGUUUUGACUGCGUCCGAUAAGAGUUUCUCGAAGACGGCGACCCGCAUCAAGGAGAACAACGAAGUACUGCAGACUUCAGUGAACGAGAUUUUGAAGACCUUAUCGGAAGAGAUCGUUGACACUGAAGCAUUCUUUUCCGGUACCAAGAAAGAUAUUGGAUCGUUGAAGGAUGAAAUUGCGGCUCUGAGUAGAUUGGAAAAGUUCUUACUGCAAACGGGUGAAAAUGUGUUGGAUGCUAAGCGAGGCAUCGAUUAUGGAAUUCAUCAAAUUUUGCGAGAGGUAACCGAUGUAGUCAAAACCAACUCGAAGGAACUCAAUAGGACUGUCACGAAACGAUUUGACGAUAUCGGUGCCACGAUUCUAGACAAUCAUAACGGUGCUUUAAGCAAUCUUAGCUCAAAGAUUGAAACAGAGAUCAGUCAGGUUUGGCGACAGAUCGGUAUCAUGUACCAAGAGAUUUCCUCCAGCAAACAAGCUCUAGACCGCCUUCAACAACAAACUGAAACCUAUGUCAACGGAACAUUAAGCACCAUGGACAGUAUGGAAGGAAAGGUUUCACUGAUCACUGGCCGCAUGUCUGAAGUGGACUCGAAUCUUAACUACCUGCUUGGACGUUUGUCGCUGGUCACACAGGAAUUCAAUCUGAUUAAACGUGGUCUAGGUCAGGCUUUGGAUGAAAUCAAAAGUAGCUUCAUGGAAGUACAAGAACGCGUCAAAGGUCCAGGUCCGCAUCAAAUUACCUCCGCUGAAGUAGAUAGCGAUUUGAACCAACCACCACCAGCCAUAUAAUAGAGUUCAUAGACUUUUUAGAUGUGUGGUAGAUUUAGUUUGUACAUGUUUUUCAAAUCAAAUAAGACCAAAGUUGGAAACCGGCAUUGGUUCUUGAACAAAGUUAUUUCAUUUUCAUCGGUUUAUGAAUGCGUGAAUUAAUUGCCCUUCAUCCGAAACCAAAGUACGGAAAAAAUAAAAGAGCAUUUGUAGCAUCAGUUCUGUAUCAAGAAAGCUAUGUUAGGUGAAAAAAGCAUAACAGUUGCUUACUAACCUGAACAAAAUUAUAAAUGUUUUGUUCGGUUGAAUUUGUAUAAGAAAUCAAUAUAAUUCUGUUUGUACUUCAAGAUAGCUAAUAAAGUAUGACAUCAAUCAAA